Magnolia sinica is the source of this 6307-nucleotide messenger RNA. Its product is annotated as transcription elongation factor SPT6 homolog. Gene Ontology annotation, cellular component: transcription elongation factor complex. Bases 183 to 6026 code for a protein of 1947 amino acids. The transcript is spliced from 17 exons. Gene Ontology annotation, molecular function: nucleosome binding; histone binding; DNA binding. The record is from RefSeq and is a predicted model, not a curated record. Gene Ontology annotation, biological process: positive regulation of transcription elongation by RNA polymerase II; transcription elongation by RNA polymerase II; mRNA transcription by RNA polymerase II. Lineage: Eukaryota; Viridiplantae; Streptophyta; Magnoliopsida; Magnoliales; Magnoliaceae.
CCUCUCCCUCUCCCUCUCCGUCUCCCUCCCAUAAAGCGAUUUUCCUCCAGCCAUUUUCCCAGCAUUCUCAAAAUAUAGGGUUAGGGUUUGCCUUCUUCAGCUACAAAACCCUAGCAUUUCUCCCCAACGUACAUUUUGUUCCUUUUUGCAGCUGUUGCUGAGGUUAGGGUUUGUCGAAAUCCAUGGGCGGAAAAGCAGUAAUCUCAGAUGACGAAGAUGAGAAUGAGAUUGCUGAAGAAGACAAGCGAGGAGGAGGAGCUCGAGAUAACGAAGAUGUUGACGAUGACGAUGAAGAAGAAGAGGGGCAGGAUGAGUAUGAGAAGGAUGGGUUUAUAGUAGAUGAUGUAGAUGAAGAAGAAGGGGACAGUGACAAGGAAAAGCAUAUGAAGAAGAAGAAGAGGAAAAAGAGAGAAUCCAAGAAGAAUUUUGCUCUUGAUGAAGAUGACUAUGAGUUGCUCAAGGACAACAACGUUACGACCUUCCAUCGUCCCAAGCUUGGGAGCAAAAACUUCAAGCGAUUGAAGAAAGCUGGAAGGGACUCUGAGCAAGUAGAGCUAUCUGGUUUUUUGGAUAAUGAUGAGGUCGUUAAAAGCAGUCGGAGUGGUCAGUCUGCUGAAGAAAAACUUAAGCGAAGUUUAUUUGGUGACGAUGAAGGGACACCUCUUGAGGAUAUUGCUGAAGAUGAGGAAGAGCUGGAAGAGGGUGGGGAUAUUGCUGAGGAGGACGAAAUGGCAGAUUUUAUUGUAGAUGAGGAAGUAGUUGACAAGUAUAGUGCUCGUGUUAGGAGAAAACCUAGCAAAAUUAAGUUGAGGCAGACAGCUGGAGCUUCCUCAUCUGCAUUGCAGGAGGCUCACGGCAUAUUUGGGGAUGUUGAUGAACUUCUGAUGAAGCGCAAACAAGGGCUUGUUAAGAGUGGUAGUUUUCAUGAUUCCGGUGAGUGGAGCGUAAAGAACCCCGAAGAUGAAUUUGAACCUUUUAUUCUCACGGAGAGGUAUAAGACUGAGAAGGAUGAUCAGAUACAAGAGAUUGAUGUGCCAGAGAGGAUCCAGUUAUUGAAGGAAAUUACUGGCCAUAUUCCAACAGAUGAUAAAAGUAUAGAAGAAGAGAGUGCCUGGAUAUAUAAUCAGCUAACUAUGUCUGACAUGUCGCCAUUUUUCGGGAACAUGAAUCUUAUUGGGGAAAUUAACAAGGAAGAGAUUGGGAAUGUAUUGGGAAUGCUACAUGUGCAGAAGCUUGAUAUUCCUUUUAUUGCUAUGUAUCGGAAGGAGCUCUGUCUUAGCCUAUUGAAAGACCCAGAGCAAGAUCUUGUGGAGAGUGAUGAUAGUGUUGAGAGAACCUGUACACUGAAGUGGCAUAAGAAACUCUGGGCCAUCCAGAACCUUGACAGGAAAUGGUUGAUUCUGCAAAAACGGAAGACUGCUCUUCAGAUAUACUACAAUAAGCGCUUUCAAGAAGAAACCCGGAGGCUUGAUGAUGAAACAAGGCUUGCAUUGAAACGGCAGCUUUUCAAAUCAGUUAUUAACUCGCUUAAAGCUUCUGAAUCAGAAAGAGAGGUUGAUGAUGUCGACUUGAAGUUUAAUUUGUAUUUCCCCCCAGGUGAAGUUGUUGUGGAAGAUGGCCAAUUUAAAAGGCCAACUCACAAAUCCCUAUAUAGUAUUUGUUGUAAGGCUGGUCUUUGGGAGGUUGCCCGCAAGUUCGGGUUAAGUUCUGAGCAAUUUGGAUUACUUCUAAACUUGGACAAGAUGCGUGUGGAUGAAUUAGAGGAUCCUAAUGAAACUCCUGAGGAAAUAGCUGCCAAUUUUACAUGUGCAAUAUUUGAGACCCCUAAAGAUGUGCUCAAAGGUGCCAGGCACAUGGUAGCGGUAGAAAUCAGCUCUGAGCCAUGUGUCAGGAAACAUGUUCGCAGUAUCUUCAUGGAGCAUGCAACUGUUUCUACAAGUCCCACUUCUGAUGGGAACACGGCUAUUGAUUCUUUUCAUCAGUUUUCUGGCGUGAAGUGGUUGUGUGACAAGCCCCUAUCUGAAUUCAAAGAUGCACAGUGGCUUCUUAUACAAAAGGCUGAAGAAGAGAAACUCCUUCAAGUGAGCAUAAAACUGCCUGAAAAUGUUCACAAUAAACUAAUGAGUGAUGCAAAGGAUUUUUAUCUUAGUGAUGGUGUUAGUAGAUCUGCUCAGCUUUGGAACGAGCAACGUGAGUUAAUAUUGAAGGAUUCUUUCUUUAAUUUCCUUCUUCCUUCACUGGAAAAGGAAGUUCGGUCUCUGCUGACUGUGAGAUCCAAGAACUGGCUACUUAUGGAUUAUGGGAAACAGUUGUGGGAGAAAGUCUCAGUUGCUCCAUAUCAUCAGAAGGAAAAGGAUUCUGGUUCUGACAAUGACAUUGUACCAAGAGUCAUGGCUUGCUGUUGGGCCCCCGGAAAGCCAGCAACCACUUUUGUGAUGUUGGAUUCAUCGGGAGAAAUGCUAGAUGUGCUGUAUGCAGGGUCUAUCAGUCUUCGGUCUCAGAGUGUUAAUGAUCAGCAACGGAAGAAAAAUGAUGAACAACGUCUAGUGAAGUUCAUGACCGAUCACCAGCCCCAAGUUGUUGUUGUGGGAGCUGUGAAUUUGUAUUCUACACGUUUGAAAGAUGAUAUAUUUGAGAUCAUUUAUAAUUUGGUCGAGAAACAUUCUAGGGAAGAUGGUCAAAGCAUGAGUGAGAUGAGUGUUGUUUAUGGUGAUGAAUCUCUGCCUCGUCUCUAUGAAAAUUCACGGAUUUCUUCAGACCAGUUGACUGGGCAGCCAGGCAUUGUCAAGCGUGCUGUUGCUCUUGGCCGUUACCUUCAAAAUCCAUUGUGCCUGAUGGCGACACUAUGUGGACCAGGGCGGGAGAUCCUAUCUUGGAAGCUGAACCCACUAGAACACUUCCUUAGCCCUGAUGAGAAGUAUGGGGUGGUUGAACAGGUAAUGAUAGAUGCCACCAAUCAAGUCGGAGUCGAUAUAAAUUUGGCUGCUCACCAUGAAUGGCUUUUUGCUCCUUUGCAAUUUGUCUCGGGUCUUGGACCCAGAAAGGCAUCUGCUUUACAGAGAGCAAUGCUAAGAACUGGUGCUGUUUUCAGUCGGAAAGAGAUUCCAAUGAAUGGUGUUCUUAAAAAGAAAGUGUUUAUUAAUGCGGUUGGUUUUCUGCGUGUCCGUCGGAAUGGGCUGGCUACCACUAGCAAUCAUACUAUAGACUUAUUGGAUGAUACAAGAAUUCAUCCGGAGUCGUACGACCUGGCAAAGAAAAUGGUAAAGGAUAUUUAUGAUGAGGGUGUUCGAGAGGAACCGUAUGACAUGGAUGAUGAUGCGCAACAGAUGGUGAUUGAACAUGUUAGAUAUAGGCCAAAGCCGCUAAAAGCUCUUGUUAUUGAGGAAUAUUGUAAGAGUGUGGAGGAACGGCUUGGGACGAGAAAAAGGGAGACCCUUUGUGAUAUACAGAUGGAGUUGCUUCAUGGGUUUCAAGACUGGCGCAGUCCGUAUAGAGAACCAAAUCCAGAUGAUGUUUUUUAUAUGAUAUCUAGUGAAACUAAAGAUACUCUUCUAGUGGGAAGAAUUGUUCAGGCAACUGUCAGCAGGGUGCAAUCUCAACGUUUGAUUUGUGAGCUUGGAUCUGGUUUGACAGGGGUGAUUUUUAAGGAGGAUUUUUCAGAUGAAGGAGAUGUUGAUUUAGCUGAGAAGGUAAUAGAAGGGAGCACAAUCACGUGCAAAAUUAAAGUAAUUCAAAGAAAUAGAUACCAGGUGUUACUAACUUCUAAAGAAAGCGAACUUUGUAAGUGUGACCAACCACAGAGUUCUGGAAACCAGGAUCCUUACUAUGAUGAAGAGAAGGGCAAGUUACAGAUAGAACAAGAUAAAGGUCGCAAGGAGAGGAAGGGAAAUUUACAUAAUGAACAAGAUAAAGGUCGCAAGGAGGAGACGGGCAUUUUACGGAACGAACAAGAUAAAGGUCUGAAGGAGGGGCUUGUAAAGAAGCAUUUCAAGCGAAGGAUGAUUGUUCAUCACCGUUUUCAAAAUUUGACAGCUGAUGAGGCAAUCAAGUUCCUGUCAGACAAGGAUCCAGGUGAAAGCAUUAUCCAUCCAAGUGCUAGAGGGCCAUCUUAUUUAACUCUGACUCUGAAAGUGUAUGACGGAGUCUAUACCCACAAGGAGAUAGUCGAGGGUGGAAAAGAUCACAAGGACAUCACAAGCUUGCUUUGUCUUGGGAAAACAUUGAAAAUAGGGGAAGAUACUUUUGAGGAUCUGGACGAGGUUGUAGAUCGCUAUGUUGACCCCCUGGUAGCCUACCUGAAAGUUAUGCUUGGGUACCGCAAAUUCCAGAGGGGCUCACAAGCAGAAGUUGAUGAGCUUUUAAGGGUGGAGAAAGCAGAACAUCCAAUGAGAAUAGUUUACUGUUUUGGCAUUUCCUACGAAAAUCCUGGAGCCUUUAUUUUAUCAUAUAUACGGAGUACGAAUCUGCAUCAUGAAUUUAUCGGUCUGUGCCACAAUGGCUACAAGUUUCGAAAACAGAUGUUUGCUGGAAAUAAUAGCAUCGACAAGCUUGUGGCAUAUUUUCAGAGACAUGUUGAAGAUUUUGGGCCAACAACCGGAUCGGUAGCUGCCAUGGUCUCAAUGAAAGGCCCUGGAAUUGGGGGUUCCUCUGGCAGGGGAUCUGCUAGUGGUGGUUGGGGCGGCUCUGCAGCUGAUAAUGAUGAUGGUAGUGGGAGAGGUCAGACAAAUUCAGACUGGGAUGGAUCUUCUAGGCCAGGGUCUGGAACAGGGGGGAAAGAUUACAGGGAUGGUGGUUAUACUGGUAGUGGCGGCAAGCACAAUAGUGAGCGGGGCGGCGGCGGCAAUAGAGGUCGCUAUGGUAGGGGUAGCAGUGGUCGUGGUAAUAGGGAUGGUGGUAGUGAUUGGGGCGGCGUUAGUGGUGGUGGUUGGGGUGACGAAGGUGGCGGCAGUGGUGGUAGUUGGGGUGGUGGUCAUACCAGCAGUAGUGGUAGGGGUGGCAACGAUCGUGGUGGUGGCAACAGUAGGGGUCGUGGUGGUAGGAGGGGCAAUGGUGAUUGGGGAAGUGGUGAUGGCGGCAAUGACAGCAGUGGCAAGGGCAAUGUUGGCGAUGGGGGCAAUGUUGGUUGGGGUGGUGAUGGAAGUGGGGGUUGGGGUGGUGGUGGAAACAAUAGGGGUCGGGGUGGUAGGAGUAACGGCCGUGGUGGUUGGGGCAACAGUGAUGGUGGGGAAGAGGGCAAUGUUGGUGGGGGUGGUAAUGAAAGUGGGGGUUGGGGUGGUGGUGGAAACAAUAGGGGUCGGGGUGGUAGGAGUAACGGCCGUGGUGGUUGGGGCAACAGUGAUGGUGGGGAUGAGGGCAAUGUUGGUUGGGGUGGGAAUGAAAGUGGGGGUUGGGGUGGUGGUGGAAACAAUAGGGGUCGGGGUGGUAGGAGUAAUGGUCGUGGUGGUUGGGGUGGCGGCAAUAGUGAUGGUGGUGAUGAGGGCAAUGUUGAUGAUGGGGCCAAUGUUGGCUGGGGUGGUGAUGAAAGUGGAGGUUGGGGUGGUGGUGGAAACAAUAGGGGUCGGGGUGGCAGGGGUCGGGGUGGUAGGAGUAACGGCCGUGGUGGUUGGGGUGGCGGCAAUAGUGAUGGUGACGGCCGCAUUAGCAACGGUGGUGAUGCUGGUGGUAGAGAUGAUGGUGGUUGGGGUGGCAGUGAUAGUGGUGGAGGUCGUAGGGGUGGUCGGGGUCGUGGAGGCGGCAGAGGUCGCAACAGUCGUGGUGGCAGUGGUGGUGGUAGUGGCCAUUGGGGUAGCAGCGGAGGUGGCAGUGGUGGUGGUUGGGGCAAUGAAGGCGGUAGUGGUUGGGGCAGUGGCAGCGAUGGUAAUAAUGGUGGGGCCAGCGGAGCUAGUGGUGGACAGGUAAGUGGUGGUUGGGCUGGUGGCAAUAAGGAAGGCAGUAGUGGCGGUGGUAGUGUUGGUGGUUGGGGAGAUGGUGCUGGUGGGCAUGGUGGUGGAGAUAAUAGUGGCGGGAACAGUGGUUGGGGAGGCUGAAGUGGGUGGUCUGGAACUGGUGGCAGGGCCAGCAGCAGUGGCGGUGGUGGCUGGGGAAGCUAGUGGUUUGACUGGUUUUCAAGCCUCUCCUCUACGCAAUGCAGAAUCAUACUGAUGUUUUUGUUUGGGGCCAUUGAACUAUUUCCCUGUUUUCUGGAGCUGUACAGCUUACUCUCUACCCUUUUUGGGUUUUAUGACGACAGAAAGGAUGUGUACAUGGGUUGUCUCUACUGUGAAUAGUGGUCUCAUGCGACUUAUGAAAUGCUUUUGAGCCUUUGGAA